Molecule: messenger RNA, 1400 nt
Organism: Rana temporaria (common frog)
Lineage: Eukaryota; Metazoa; Chordata; Amphibia; Anura; Ranidae
Product: zinc finger protein 2 homolog
Exons: 2
Coding region: 404-1216 (270 amino acids)
Biological process (GO): regulation of transcription by RNA polymerase II
Molecular function (GO): DNA-binding transcription factor activity; RNA polymerase II cis-regulatory region sequence-specific DNA binding
Source: RefSeq, a predicted model, not a curated record
GAGGACCCCAACCAUAGAAGACUCAUCAGAGGAGAUCCACAUCAACCUCCAGACCAGGACACCAUCAGCCAGGUGGAUGUAUGAACCAAGUUUUCGGUCAUGUUGGACUUUAAUACAACAAAGUCACAUGGGAAAUGAGCCGUAUGGAUGUCCUAAUUGACUGAAAGUCUUUACCACAAUUCACUGGAGGAUUCACGCAGGACACAAGUCAUAUCCGUGUUCUAAAAGUCAUAAAUGUUUUGGAUCCUCUUCAACAUUGAUCCGCCACAAAGGACAACAGGAGAGAAGUAAUUUCAGUGUUCUGGAAGUGACAAUGACUUUACAGUAAAGUCAAACCCAUGUAUACAUAAAAGGAGUCAUUUCAGAAGAUAUUUCUUGUUUGGAAUGUGAUAAAGAUUUUACAAUGGAGGCAAAACGUAUCACACACCAGAAGGUUCACACUGGAGAGAAGCCAUAUCAGUGUUCUGAAUGUGACAAAGCUUUUACAUCGAAGUCGCAUCUUAUCAUACACCAGAGGGUUCACACUGGAGAGAAGCCAUAUCAGUGUUCUGAAUGUGACAAAACUUUUACAUCAACGUCAAACCUUACCACACACCAGAAGAUUCACACUGGAGAGAAGCCAUAUCGGUGUUCUGAAUGUGGGAAAGCUUUUACAUCAAAGUCAAGCCUUAUCGCACACCAGAUGAUUCACACUGGAGAGAAGUCAAUUCAGUGUUCUGAAUGUUGCAAAACUUUUACACAGCAUUACAACCUCAUCAGACACGAGAAGAUUCACACUGGAGAGAAGCCAUAUCAAUGUUCUGAAUGUGGCAAAGCUUUUACACAGCAUUACAACCUCAUCAGACACGAGAAGAUUCACACUGGAGAGAAGCCAUAUCAAUGUUCUGAAUGUGGCAAAGCUUUUAUAGGCAAGAGCGAUCUUAUCAUACACCAGAGGAUUCACACUGGGGAGAAGCCAUAUCCUUGUUCUGAAUGUAGCAAAGCUUUUACAUGCAAGAAUGAACUUGCUAAACACCAGAGGAUUCACACUGGAGAGAAGUCAUUUCAGUGUUCUGAAUGUGACAAAGCUUUUACAUUGAAGUCAAGCCUCACCCAACACCAGAAGAUUCACACUGGAGAGAAGUCAUUUCAGUGUUCUGAAUGUGGCAAAGCUUUUACAUUGAAGGCAAACCUUAUCAGACACCAGAAGAUUCACACUGGAGAGAAACCAUUUUAAUGUUUUGAAUAUGAAAAAAUAUACAACCUCUAGAAGCUUAAGCUGAGUAUAAUAGAAAGGGGGUGUACCAUUGUCCAAUAUAUAAUAAAUGGGAAAACUAGGAGAUCGGUCCCCAACCGGUCCCCCAAGACAAGGAGAAAUGGACUAUCUUGGUACUGGCUCAUUUAUCAUAAAUUUCAAUUUG